GGGGGCUGCUUCCACAUCAAGCCUCCUAAUUAAGCGCGUCACUCCCUGCCUCCCAUGCGGGGGCUCCCAUUCUCGCCCCCCUGCCCAGGAUUUCGGGAAGCUGCAACUUGCUCUGGCUUCUGGGCUCCUCAGGAAGCUGAACCUGCAAACCUAGCUGAGACUGAACCUGCAACCCUGGCCAGGAUGGAAGGAGGAAGAUGGACGGUUGACCUGGUCAGGCUGUCUCCCGCAUCCCUCCCCACAACCUCUGAGCAUUCCCUCCCAGGACCCUUGGAGAAAUCUGGUGAGGAAGAUGAUGGCCAGAAUUCUAUGGAGCCAUCUGUGAAUUCAUUGGGAAGAACAAAGAAACAGUUUAAAUGCAUGGAAUGUGGGAUGUGCUUUAGUCAUAGUGGAAGACUGAGGACACAUCAAAGAAUUCACAUAGAGGAGAAACCAUUUAAAUGUACUGACUAUCGAAAGAGCUUCAAGGAAAAUGGAACUCUUAGAAAACAUCAAGGAACUCACACAGGGGGAAAACCAUUUGAAUGUACUGAAUGUGGAAAGUGCUUCAGUCGAAAUAGAACACUUAGAACACAUCAACAAACUCACACAAGGGAUAAACCAUUUGAAUGUAUAGAAUGUGGAAAGAGCUUCAGUAGAAGUGGACACCUUAGAAUACAUCAACGAACUCACACAGAGGAGAAACCAUUUAAAUGUAUUGAAUGUGGAAAGUGCUUCAGUCAAAAUGGAAACCUUAGAAGACACCAACGAACUCACACAGGGGAAAAACCAUUUGAAUGUACUGAAUGUGGAAAGUGCUUUGGUCGAUAUGGAACACUUAGAAUACACCAACGAACUCAUACGGGGGAGAAACCAUUUGCGUGUAUUGAAUGUGGAAAGAGCUUCAGUCAAUAUGCAACACUUAGAAUACACCAACGAACUCACACGGGGGAGAAACCAUUGAAAUGUAUUGAAUGUGGAAGGAGCUUCAGUGAAAGUGGAGCACUUAGAAGACAUCUACAAACUCACAUAGAGGAGAAACCAUUUGAAUGUAUUGAAUGUGGAAAAGGCUUCAGUAAGAGUGAAGACCUUAGAAUACACCAAGGAACUCACAUGGGGGAGAAACCAUUUAAAUGUAUUGAAUGUGGAAAGAGCUUCUGUAGAAGUGGAACACUUAGAAGACAUCAACGAACUCACACAGAGGAGAAACAAUUUAAAUGUAUUGAAUGUGGAAAGAGCUUCGGUAGAAGUGAACACCUUAGAAGACAUCAACUAACUCACACGGGGGAGAAACCAUUUAAAUGUACUGAAUGUGGAAACAGCUUCAGUCAAAGUGGAGCACUUAGAAUACAUCAACUAACUCACACGGAGGAGAAACCAUUUAAAUGUUUUGAAUGUGGAAAGAGCUUCAGUAGAAGGGGACACCUUAGAGUACACCAACGAACUCACACGGGGGAGAAACCAUUUGCAUGUAUUGAAUGUGGAAACAGCUUCAGUCAAAAUAGAUACCUUAGAAUACAUCAACGAACUCACACGGGGGAAAAACUAUUUAAAUGUAUUGAAUGUGGAAAGAGCUUCAGUCACAGUGGACACCUUAGAAGACACCAACGAACUCACACGGGGGAGAAACCAUUUGCAUGUUUUGAAUGUGGAAACAGCUUCAGUCAAAAUGGAUACCUUAGAAUACAUCAACGAACUCACACGGGGGAGAAACCAUUUAAAUGUAUUGAAUGUGGAAAGAGCUUCAUUAGAAGUGGACACCUUAGAGUACACCAACGAAUUCACACGGGGGAGAAACCAUUUGAAUGUAUUGAAUGUGGAAAGAGCUUCAGUCAAAAUGUAAUACUUAGAAGACAUCGACAAACUCACAGAGGAGAAACCAUUUAAAUGUACUGAAUGUGGAAAAAGCUUAAACAGGAAGGAUAAUCUUACAUUACAUUGGCAAACUCACACAGCGGAGAAACUUUAGUCAAUAUGGAACCUUAGGAAACAUCCACUAAUUUACAUGGGGAGGUCUUAAUACAGUGGUACCUCGGGUUAAGUACUUAAUUCGUAUCGGAGGUGUAUUCUUAACCUGAAACUGUUCUUAACCUGAAGCACCACUUUAGCUAUUCGGGCCUCCUGCUGCCGUCACGCCGCCACCACACGAUUUCCAUUCUCAUCCUGUAACAAAGUUCUUAACCCGAGGUACUAUUUCUGGGUUAGCACAGGUUCUAACCUGAAGCUUAUAUAACCUGAAGCAUUUGUAACCCAAGGUACCACUGUAUAGAACUUUCUAGAGCAGCUUUCUCAACCUGUGGGCCCCCAGAUGUUGCUGAAAUACAACUCCCAUCACCCCUAGCUAGCAAGGCCAGAGCUCAGGGAUGAUGGGAGUUGUAGUCCAACAACAUCUGGGGACCCACAUGUUGAGAACCGCUGCUCUAGAGGGUUUUCUGUUGUAAAUAUUAGAUUGUCUGCGAAGGCUCUGACCUUAUAGGCCCUUUGUCCAACUUUAAUUCCUUCUAUUCUAGGGUCUUCUCUUACUGCUUUCAAAAACACUUCCAGAAGUGUGAUAAAGAGGAGAGGAGAAAGAGGGCAGUCCUGUCUUGUUCCCUUAAGAGAUAUUAAAAGCUUCUGAUGUUUCACCAUUUAUAAUUAGUCUGACCUUUUGGGAAAUAUAAAUCGCUUUUAUACCACUACAUAUUUUCUCACCCAAACUCAUCAUUUCAAAGUUUUUUGCAUGAAUGCCCCUGAAGCAUGAUCCAAUGCUUUCUCCGAAUCCACCAAGAUCAGGGCUGCCUUUUUAUCUGGUCUCAUUUCUAGGUAUUCUAUUGUAUCUACUACCAACCUUACGUUGCUGUAAAUUUGUCUUCUCCAUAGUAAGCCUGACUUUAUUAAUCUUUAUUAAUCUUUAUUUAUUAAUCUUGCUAGGAUCUUUUUCAAUUUAUUGGCUAAAAUGUUUGCAAAUAAUUUAUAAUCUGAAUUUAGAAGUGAGAUUGGUCUAUAAUUUUUAAUUUAAAUUGGGUCCAUAUUUCAGUAUCAAUGUAAUUAGGGCCUCUUGCCAUUAUUCUGGCACUUGUCCUCCUUCUAAAAUUUUGUUCAUUAUUUUUUCUAAUACCGGUAAUAUGGUCUCUUCCCAUUUUUUGUAAUUCAUUAUAGAAAUACCAUGUGUACCGGGGACUUUACCAUUCUUAGAAGUCACAAUUCCUUCUUUUAUUUCAUUAAUAUUAAUAGGGGCAUUUAAG
Molecule: messenger RNA, 3203 nt
Organism: Podarcis raffonei (Aeolian wall lizard)
Lineage: Eukaryota; Metazoa; Chordata; Lepidosauria; Squamata; Lacertidae
Product: oocyte zinc finger protein XlCOF6-like
Exons: 3
Coding region: 55-1866 (603 amino acids)
Biological process (GO): regulation of transcription by RNA polymerase II
Molecular function (GO): RNA polymerase II cis-regulatory region sequence-specific DNA binding; DNA-binding transcription factor activity, RNA polymerase II-specific
Source: RefSeq, a predicted model, not a curated record